GUCGGUGACAGUCACCAGUCUCUUCGCGUGAAGAUUCAAAAGGGCGACGUCCUCAACCCUGGAGAAGAAGACUAUUCAGAGAUUUUAAAGAAAUGAAACGAGACAGGUAUCAAGCCUGUAGCGGUAAUCGUGAAGCCCACCAAGUCGACCGAGAUUUCCGAGGCCAUGAAAUAUGCUACGGCCAAAAAGAACCCCCAGGUGGUGAAAGGGGAUGGCCGCUAGACAAGUGCCACUCCGGCUUCUAAUGGAGGCAUGAUUGACUCAGGUUUGCUGUGCUCGACCCGAGCCGACCCUGAAAAUAAGAUCAUCACUUUUGGUGGAGGCUUUACUUGGAAGGACAUCGCUAAUAAAGCCUGGAAGUAUGCUCUUGCUUCUGUGGGCGGCGUCUUUUAUGUCACCGGGGUCGGAGGGUUGUCCUUGGGUGGCGACUACGGCUGGUUCACUCUAAAGCACGGGCUGGUGUGCAACAAUCUCCCGGCGGCGGAGUUGGUGCUCGCGGACGGAGGCAUUGUGAACAUGUCUGAGUCCGAGAACUCUGACCUCUUCUUGGGCAGUAUGAAAAGCUUCAGCGUAACAACCAGCUUCACCCUCCACUCCCACAAACAGCAGGAUGUGUACACCGGAUUCGCCGUCUUACCCCUGGGAGCUAUCUCAGCCGUUGCAGAUUUCAACAACCCCCUCCCUCCACAAGCCUCAGGGCUCUGAGACGGGUUUCAUGUUUGGCCCUCCUUGUGCGCCUCCAGACAAUAACCCAAUGAUCCUGGGUCUCGCUUUCUACAACGGCACCGAGGAGCAGGGCAAGGCCUUCUUGAACCCCUUGCUAGAUAUCACUGUCACCAACAUGGCCAAUGCUCAGCUUGGCGGCCCCUGGGAUCGCCCGCCACGAAGAUUGCAAAAAGGGGCGACAUUUGUGCCUCCGCUCAAGAAGGAGCAUAUGCAAGAUAUGAUCCAUAGGAUCUACCCCUUCGUCAAGGAAAACGGCACAGAAGGGCAGAAUUUGAUUGCCUGGUAAAUACUGACUAACCAGAAGAUCAGGCAAGGAAAUGUGGUGCACCUUCCGACCACGAGAA
Molecule: messenger RNA, 1070 nt
Organism: Pseudomassariella vexata
Lineage: Eukaryota; Fungi; Ascomycota; Sordariomycetes; Amphisphaeriales; Pseudomassariaceae
Exons: 3
Coding region: 253-705 (150 amino acids)
Molecular function (GO): FAD binding
Source: RefSeq, a predicted model, not a curated record